Messenger RNA from Sorex fumeus (smoky shrew), 2244 nucleotides. It is a transcript of the gene HSPB7, whose product is annotated as heat shock protein family B (small) member 7. The transcript has 3 exons. The coding region runs from base 72 to 575 and encodes 167 amino acids. Gene Ontology annotation, biological process: heart development. The record is from RefSeq and is a predicted model, not a curated record. Lineage: Eukaryota; Metazoa; Chordata; Mammalia; Eulipotyphla; Soricidae. Gene Ontology annotation, cellular component: nucleus; cytoplasm.
CCUGCCGCCCACACCCUCUCCUGUCCACCCUGCCUGCUGCCUGCCGGGCCGGGCCGGCUGCCUGCCCGUGAAUGAGCCACAGGACCUCCUCCACCUUCAGAGCGGAGAGAAGCUUCCAUUCCUCUUCCUCCUCCUCGUCCUCAUCCUCCUCUUCAGCCUCCUCCCGGGCCCCGGAUCCCCCCAUGGAGAAGGCCUUGAGCAUGUUCUCGGAGGAUUUUGGUAGCUUCAUGCGGCCUCACUCGGAGCCCCUGGCCUUCCCAGCCCGUCCCGGGGGCCCAGGCCACAUCAAGACGCUGGGAGACACCUAUGAGUUUGCUGUGGAUGUCAGUGACUUCUCCCCAGAGGACAUCAUCGUCACCACCUCCAACAACCACAUUGAGGUGCGGGCGGAGAAGCUGGCAGCCGACGGCACAGUCAUGAACACCUUCGCUCACAAGUGCCAGCUGCCGGAUGACGUGGACCCCACCUCGGUGACUUCAGCCUUGAGGGAGGACGGGAGCCUCACCAUCCGGGCCCGGCGCCACCCCCACACGGAGCACGUCCAGCAGACCUUCCGGACGGAAAUCAAAAUCUGAGGGUCCCCCUCGUCUCUCCCCGUCCCCUGCGCCUCACCUGUCCCUUCCCCCCUCCCCGGCUUGCCAGAAAAGCUCCCCCAGCCCGUCCAGAGCAGCUUCCAAGACAUCUCAGCCCCCUCCCCCCACACACACCUGCCCUACCGCCCCUCGGCCCCAGGUGGGUCACCACCCCCAUAAUACAGACAUCUUCAGCCCUGCCCAUGCACCCCGGGGAUCCCCUGCCUCACCCAGGAACCCCCAGAUCCCAGAGCUGGCUUCUCUCCCUUCGUCUAGAGUAGAGUUUGAAGUAGGAAAGGGGAGUUUUUCAGAGACAGCACCGUAGGCAAGCAGAAUUAGAACAGGGAGACCUUUGGGCAAAUCAUCCGCCAGACAGACAGAUCUGAUCUGUGGGAUCACUGCGGACGAGGGCAGGCCAGGGUGGAGGAGGCCUGAGAAAGAUGAUAGAUCCCAUGGCACAGGGGGCCGGAGGUGACAGCUUGACGCGUCUCCUGGGCCACGCUCCAAGCCCCCCUCCAGCCGGCUGUGUCCGGGCAGGACCACGCUGUGUCUUUACAGAGAUGGGGUUUUUCCAAAUACAGCUGGAUCGUGACAAAUUGCAAAACUUCUGUUUGCUCCCUGCUAAGCCCCCAGGCAAAGGCUGGGGUGAGUCCUGCUCUCUCUACCCCCUGGCCUAGGGCUCCCCGGGGCUGCUGCCUCUGAACCAGUCAACCACUCUGCCAGAAAGGAGCACGCGUGGGGGUGGGAGCACGCAUGGGGGUGGGGUCCGGGCUGCAUUCAGCUUCUCCCUAAGCUUCCCCCUCUCUUUCCUACCUUCCUUCCCCUCUUUAAAGGAUGAAUCUAUAGACUGCAUGUGUGUACGCACACGCACGCAUGCAAACACACAAUAUACACACAAUACUCACACAUUCAAGUACAUGCACAUGCAUAAAACUCAUACAUACAUGCACACACACACACACACACACACCACACAAAACUCACAUACACUCACUCAUUGGUAACUCCUUCAAACACUCAGUGUUGCCUCGGUGAAGACCCAGCUCAGAGCAUUCUAAAGUCAGAUUUCUCGGGGGGGGGGGGGUGGGGAAGAGGGGGCUGGAAUGAUAGCAUAGCAGGUAGGGCGUUUGCCGCUGCGGGCACACUGCCGACCCGGGUUCGAGUCCCAGCAUCCAAUAUGGUCCCCUGAGCAGUGCCAGGGGUGAUUCCUGAGUGCAGAGCCAGGAGUAACCACUGUGCAUCAUCAGGUGUGACCCAAAAAGAAAAAAAAAAAUGAAGUCAGGGUUCUCAUCUGGAGGGGGCUGGGGGGAGGGGAGUGGGGGGUUUGGCAAUGGAGUCUCUGAGCAACGGCCUGCCGCCAGGACAUGAGACGCUGCUGCUACUCUGGCACGGACCCCCACGGGCAGCAGAGAACAGAGCCACUGGUCCUGCCCCACCUCUGGAGUCAGCCCGGGGAGCCCAGGUACUCCAUGACCUGGCUCAGGUCCCACCUGCAGAAACAAGUGAUGGCUCACGGUGAGGGUGGGGGGGCUGGGGCAGAACCUUUGUCUUCUGCAGAAUGACCUUUCACCCCUGGCCCAGAUGGGUAUGGGUUCUGCCCAUAAGGGGUGGCAGAACUUGGGAAGGUCCUGGCCUGGUCUCCUGCACACAAUAAACACAGAUGCACACACUC